ACCACCCCGGGCCGCGGUGUUUGAGCCGCGGGACUGAUUUAUAACAUUGCCCGGGGGGUAUCGCCUCAGCGCAGAGGGAGAAGAGGAGGGAAGAGACUGCAGACCUAAGGCUUUUGCCUCCAUCACAGUGAGGAGAUGUUGGGUGGACUCACUGUGGUGGAUGUUAAUAUGUGUUUAUUGUUGUUUUUAUUGUAUUAUAUGUAUGACUGCUGCAAUUUCGUUCAGAGUUCGGUCUGAAUGACAAUAAAGGCUAUCUAUCUACCUAUGGUCUAUUGGCAGGGGUAGAGGAAAGUGGGAGAGUAGACUAGUGCAGUGUAGUGUAGAGUAGAGCAGGAGAGAGUAAGGCAGGGUAAAAUAAACUAGAAUGGGAGAGUAGAGCAGGGUAGAGUAGUGUAAGACAGGCUGGAGUAGACUAGGGCAGGGGAGUGUAGACUGGGAUAGCAGAGUAGGGCACAAUAGGUCGGGUACAAUAUAGCAGAAGAGAAUAGAAUGCAGAAACGGGUAGCUGCAGACAGAUGCUGCCUUUGCAAUAACAGUGCUGGAGUAAGAGAGCGGGUCAGGCAGCAUCUCUGGACGGUGAACGUGGCCAGCAUCAGCAGCAUUCAGCAGCAGCAGCAGCAGCAACGAGCGCGUUGCCCUUUUAAGCGGGUGGGUGGUGGUCCCGGCAGCGAGCCGCAUGCGCGCUGCCCACUGCGGGCUGCUGUGUCCGCGGCUGCCUGGAGCUGCGGCAGCGCGGCCGCGGGAUCGGGAUCAGCUUCCCCCGCCCGCCUGCCUGCCUGCCAGCCCCGGCACCGUGGGAGCCCAGCACAGCACAGCAUCAGCAACAGGAGCCGCGCACUGCAUCCAUUCACCCUGCAGUGCACACUAACCAGCAAAAGCAGCAACAGCAGGGAAUUGAUGCCAAUUUGAAUGAAAGAUGCCUCUCAUUAAGAGGAUCAUUGAACCAAGGCAUCUGUGUCGUGGGGCCUUGCCAGAAGGUGUCACCAGUGAGUUGGAAUGUGUGACAAACAGCACAUUGGCUGCCAUUAUAAAGCAGCUUGGCAGUCUCAGUAAACAUGCAGAAGAUAUAUUCGGAGAGCUUUUCAAUGAAGCUAACAAUUUCUGCCUGCGAGUUAAUUGCCUCCAGGAGAGAAUUGAUUGCCUGGCAAUUAAAGUCACCCAACUGGACUCUACCGUGGAAGAAGUUUCCCUACAGGAUAUCAACAUGAGGAAAGCAUUUAAAAGUUCGACCACACAGAACCAGCAGGUGGUCUCGCGGACAACCAUCCCUAACCCAGUGUUGGAAAUGUUUGAGAAAUGCGACAAGCCCCCGCCUCUCAACAUUCUGACGCCUUACAGGGAUGACAGGAAAGACGGGCUGAAGUUUUACACCGACUCCUCCUACUUCUUCAAUUUGUGGAAAGAGAAGAUGCUGCAGGCCACGGAGGAUAAAAGGAAGGAAAAACGAAGGCAAAAGGAGCAGAAGCUGGUGGAAGAUGCCACUCGCGAGGUGAAGAAAAUCCGCAAAGCGAGGACCAGGCGGCCAGAAUGGGAUGUGAUGGGGCGCGAUAAAGAAUUCCGAGCUGAUCACAGGUUUUCCCCGUCCCCAUACCACGCUGCGUCGUCCGAAGGAUCCGUCUCGCCAGAUACCAGGUCCUUCGUAUCUGAUAUGGGAGAGCUUUCGUAUCCUGCGAGCCCGAACCAUCCUGUUCAGCAGUCGACAGUUUAUGUGCCUGAUCACAAAGAGCUUCUGACGGCUGUAACUCAGGCACAGGAUCGAGUGUACAAAUUACCUCCCGCUAACGUCAGGCAAACGUCACUAACUCGAGCUCAGCAACCUCACCUGACAAAGCCUGCCGAGGCUGUGCUCAAUGGCCCCAGACCUCACCUUCUCAAAGAGUACAGUGCGCAGUCGGUGCAGUUGGCGGAGUACUACACACCACCCAUCCCUGCUCCUCCGCCCCCACCCCCUCCCCUUAUCCCUUCAGCCCAAACUGCGUUUGACAGCCCCAUCUCCGCACCUCCCCCACUUGCGCUCAGUGCCGUGGCAGCAGCGGGCCGCACGUACGUACACCCCCUCACCCCCCCCCCGCCCGCCCCUCCCUUGUCUUACACCCCCACACCCCCUGGGCCUCCUGCCGCGCCCCCACCUCCCCCCCCUGGCCCUCCCAUCUUUGUCCCCUCCAGCCUGCACACUGCCUCACCGCCAUCAGCCAUGGAAAUAAAGAAGGCACAAGCGACUCUGAUGCCAAUCAGCGAUGCUCGAAGUGACCUGCUCGCUGCUAUUCGAAGAGGAAUUCAACUGCGGAAAGUACAAGAACAGCGAGAGCAAGAAGCCAAGAAGGAGCCGGUUGGCAACGACGUGGCCACCAUCUUGUCUCGUAGAAUCGCGGUGGAGUACAGCGAAUCUGACGAUGACUCUGAACUGGACGAGAACGAGUGGUCUGAUUAGCAAGGUUACACGGGGUAUAACUGCGUUACGGUGCUCGGCGUGGCCCGGCCUUGGUGGCUUUCUGUUGGGUUUUUUCAGGAGUGUGGUGCGCGUACAUUUACAGAUCGUCAGCAAAUGUAUCGUCUGCAACCGCGUCCAAGUAAAGCACACACGCACACGCACGCACGCACGCACGCACGCACGCACACGCACACACGCACAC
Leucoraja erinaceus (little skate) is the source of this 2633-nucleotide messenger RNA. Its product is annotated as actin-binding protein WASF3-like. Gene Ontology annotation, cellular component: cytoskeleton; SCAR complex. NCBI's taxonomy places the organism in Eukaryota, Metazoa, Chordata, Chondrichthyes, Rajiformes, Rajidae. The record is from RefSeq and is a predicted model, not a curated record. Gene Ontology annotation, biological process: positive regulation of Arp2/3 complex-mediated actin nucleation; actin cytoskeleton organization. Gene Ontology annotation, molecular function: protein kinase A regulatory subunit binding; actin binding; Arp2/3 complex binding. The transcript is spliced from 9 exons. Bases 917 to 2431 code for a protein of 504 amino acids.